AUGUCUGACUGUGAUGCGUACCGUCACGUGCAACAUUGCAAGGCCACCAGUGUAGGAAAGCACAAUCGAGGCCUCGGCGCACACCAAGGGAACACUGCAAGGACGCACAUUGCUUCGGGCUUGGAGCCACAAUGCAAGCCACUUGGAGCACACACUCAGGCGGCGUGUCCGAGGCACUGUUCGGGCACUGUGCCGGAACUACUGUCGCACCGCCACAGAAGGGAAGGGGCAGGAGUUCGCAUCAAGCGCCACGGGAAGCGGAGUCUCCCAUCUACAGUGACCCGACUCCAAGCGGCACCGCGAGCCCGCCGAACUGCUCUCGGUGCCACGGGACCGCGGGCGGGUCGCGGCAAUCGCACACGCGGCCGCCCGGAGGCACCCGCGCCCGAGUGCCAGGAAGGAAAGCCCUCUUCCCCACCAAGCUCUACUCUACCGCAGGGCCACACUACCUACAAGGGCCUCUCGACCUCUCAAGGACCUACGCACCUACCGGGAGGAGUGCCACUACGAGGGCGCAGCCGCCCGCACUCCGCCCGCAGGACCUGCCACAGGGCGGGCCCGCACUACGGACAUCAACAACAAGCAUGGCUGCCCCGGCGCCCGCGGCCUCCCUGCCGCACGGAGGCCGCGGGCGCCGAGGAGCGCCAGGGGAGCGCACGACCAGGGGAUCCCGCCAGGAUAACCACAGACGGAGACACAGACGGAGACAUAGCCUCAUCCAACCCGCCGGGAAACAACGCAGACCAGGCGCAGGAAGCGCCCGCCUCACGCAACCAAAAACGGCCCACAGCGCACACGACGCCGCACCAGACGCCCGACCUAAACGAAACCAAACAGUGCACCACUAGUCUAUUUAAGCGCCAGUACAGUAGACCGCCCACGAGCCCCACCCCCGCGACACGCCCUGUUAAACCUGCUCCGUCCAUCUCCCUCCCACUACCAACCCAAUGCCUGUACCCAAGAGAACCCCUCCCACCGCCCAAACCUGGGCACAUCUCCCAGAUCGGGACCAUCCUACGCCAACUCCCCCUACCAAUGGCCCGCGACCCCUCUCCUUCAAGUCAGCCUCCCACUCAACUACACAAUUGUAAACACUGA
Penaeus monodon (black tiger shrimp) is the source of this 1098-nucleotide messenger RNA. Its product is annotated as leucine-rich repeat extensin-like protein 5. NCBI's taxonomy places the organism in Eukaryota, Metazoa, Arthropoda, Malacostraca, Decapoda, Penaeidae. The record is from RefSeq and is a predicted model, not a curated record. The transcript has 6 exons. Bases 1 to 1098 code for a protein of 365 amino acids.